Medioppia subpectinata is the source of this 615-nucleotide messenger RNA. The record is from the annotation of a GenBank genome assembly. NCBI's taxonomy places the organism in Eukaryota, Metazoa, Arthropoda, Arachnida, Sarcoptiformes, Oppiidae.
AAUGAAGGCACUGUUGAACAGGUGAAGGGAAUCACAUACUCGUUAUCAUCAUUCUUAGGGCCGCAGACCUGGCGCUCAAACGGCGCCCGUAAUGACAAUUAUGAGAAAUCUCUUCUAAUAAACAGCGCUGGAAAGCAGUCAUCAGAUCUGUAUCACUGCGUUAUAUACUUAGCGCCGGGAGAUUACCACCGCUUUCACUCACCCGUUGAGUGGAAAAUCAGUUUUCGGCGACACUUUCCCGGAAAGUUGUUGAGCGUUAGGCCGACGUUUGUCUCCUGGUUUCCCAACCUCUUCAAUGUGAACGAAAGGGUCAGUUAUAUCGGACAAUGGAAGUACGGCUUCUUCUCGAUGACAGCUGUCGGCGCCACUAAUGUUGGAUCCGUUAAAGUCUAUUUCGAUGAAGCAUUGGCGACGAAUAGGACGAAGUGGAGAAUUGGCCGCGACUUCAAUGAUCUCAAACUGAAGAAAAACAUAAGUCUAGGAAAAGGGGAUCCGUUCGGCGAAUUCAAUUUGGGCUCAACUAUUGUCCUCGUAUUCGAAGCGCCGAAGAAUAUCGAGUUUGACAUUAAAAGCGGACAAAAGAUAAAAUACGGACAACUCAUCAGUCGGUUUGAG